CUCCUCCGUCUUCCUAACCGACUCUGCUCCCAUUUCUCUGGAAGGUCGUCAAUGGCUUCUCUGAAACGCGAAAUUCCUGGCGAUGCUGAAGCAGAGCAGGAGCCCAAGAAGACGAGGACGGCUGGAGAUGUCCCGGCACCGGCAGCGAAGCUGCGCGUGGAGCUCAAUCCUGCUGACUGCAACUUAGAUUUCAACAUAGAUGGCAAUGGUCUUGGAGGAUCCGGCUUUCAUGAUGGUGGGUUUGCUUAUUGCUGGUCUGGGGCCCGUGCAACCACUGGAAUCAGUGGAGGGAAGUAUUGUUUUGGUUGCAAGAUUGUAUCAAUUCAGCCAGUUGACAUGCCUGACACUCCCCCUAAAGAUCAACAUCUGUGCCGGAUCGGUGUCUCCAGAGGGGAGGAACCUGUAGGGAACCUUGGAGAGACCCAACACAGUUUUGGGUUUGGGGCAACAGGAAAAUUCUCAAAUGCUGGAAAAUUUUUGGAUUAUGGUGAAAAAUUUGGGGUUGGUGAUACGAUUGUUUGUGCUGUCGAUCUUGAGAGUGAACCUCGGACUUGCAUUGGUUUCUCAAAGAAUGGUAAAUGGUUGGGAGCUUCCACGGAAUUUUAUGGCUGUCUAUCGGGGCUUAUGAUGAGCAAACCUUCACUGAGAAAGCAUCAGUGGGAAUUGGCUCUAUUUCCACACGUUCUGCUGAAAAAUGUUGUUGUCGAGCUGCAAUUCAGUCUUGAAGAUGGACUUGUCCCUGAAGGGGGUUUUAAGCCUUGGGCUUCUGCAAUUGAGGAUGGAAAUGCAGUAAUAGGUCCCGUUUUUAGUAGCGUGAGCGAUUGUGAAGUGAUCAUGAUGGUGGGGUUACCUGCUUCUGGGAAGACGACAUGGGCCGAGAAAUGGAUCCAGGACCACCCUGAGAAGCGCUAUGUUUUGCUUGGGACAAACCUCAUCCUUGAUCAAAUGAAGGUACCAGGGCUAUACCGUAAACAAAAUUAUGGGGAGCGGUUUGAUCGUCUAAUGGACAAGGCAACUGCAAUCUACAAUACCCUUUUACCCUUGGCAGCAAAGACUCCUCGCAAUUUUAUAAUUGAUCAGACAAAUGUGUAUAAGAGUGCGCGCACACGUAAACUGAAGCCAUUUUCUUCCUUUCAAAAGAUUGCAGUAGUGAUAUUUCCAAGACCAGAAGAACUGAAGUUACGGUCUCAAAAAAGAUUUCAAGAAAUGGGAAAGGAAGUUCCAGAUGAUGCAUUGAAUUCAAUGAUAGCUAAUUUUGUUUUGCCCAUGAGCAAGGAUAUGCCUGGUUCAGAUGAGUAUUUUGACCAGGUCAUAUUUACAGAGCUCAAUAGAGAGGAGUCUCUAAGGUAUUUGAACGAGAUGAAGGAAGCAGUGGCCUGUAGGCCCAAUUCGAACAUGAAGAACAAUUUUUUAUCACCCCCUUCUUGGGAAAAAUCUGCAGCAUCGUAUACUUCCUUGCAUGAUGGACGAGCUUCAUCAGUGAUAACAGGGCCUCAUAUAAAUUCUUAUGCACUCCCAGAUCCUUUGUAUCACAAUCACCAGGCACCCCAAUUAAAUGCAUUACAGGGUCACCAACAAUCUCCUUUUCCUGGCGCCCCUCGUGGAAGCUUCCCUAGCAGUGUUUCUUCUGAUAAUAUUGGUCACAUGAGGACUGCAAUUCCUACACCUAGGGCGAGUUUGGAACAUCAUCAGAGCUACCAAUUCGAAAGUAACUACUACAACCAACCAAACAUGGCUUCCUUCUACACAUCUCAUAAUGUUCCUUCUGGUCCAUAUCGGGUUGGUGCAAAUCAACCUCCUGUUGGACUAUCUUGGACUUCGCCGGCAACCUAUAACCCUGUUGGUCAUGAUUAUGGUGUCUAUAGAAACCCCACUAGCGCUCCCCCAGUUGUGCAUGAUCCUGCCCACGCUCAGCGACCUUUGUAUAGGAGUGCUCCCGCCGUGCCUCCCCCUCCUAGAGCUAGAGGAUAUGCUCGUCCGGCCUAUUCAUAUCCAAGAUACAACUGAGCUGAGAGGGCUUUCCUUCUCACGGCAAAGUGUUCUCUGCUCCUAGUCCCACUUCACUCAUCCAAGAGAUGUUCGGGGACAUUAAACCUUGAGAUCAUCAAGUAUGGGUUCAUCAGGAAAUCAUCUGAAUGCAAGUCUCUGAUUCCCGGGAUUGUUGGUGGAUUUAUCAUCCUCGAAAACGUAGAUGCAUUUCAUUCCGGGCUUCUCUCCAAAGUUCUUUUAGGAUUUUACUUUGAUGUAUAAACUUCUAGGUGACUAGUACCUAAUGGAUGAAGGGACUUGUUCCGCCUUGAAGGGAUAGCAUGACGAGUUUCCGGAGGUGGCAGACUUGUAAUUAGUGGAAAAAGGUUCCUUGGCAACACCACUUACAUUACUCUGUAAAGAAACUAAAACUUUAAUUAAAUUUUAGUUUUUAUGUAAAGAAACAAACUCUUGAACAUUACUAUCA
Molecule: messenger RNA, 2455 nt
Organism: Punica granatum (pomegranate)
Lineage: Eukaryota; Viridiplantae; Streptophyta; Magnoliopsida; Myrtales; Lythraceae
Source: RefSeq, a predicted model, not a curated record